This is a messenger RNA of Aegilops tauschii subsp. strangulata, 1108 nucleotides long. NCBI's taxonomy places the organism in Eukaryota, Viridiplantae, Streptophyta, Magnoliopsida, Poales, Poaceae. The record is from RefSeq and is a predicted model, not a curated record.
AACCAACGUCCCUCCCUGAAACCCACAAUGGUAGUGGGAACUAUGCAUCCGCGGUAGGUCACGCAGCUCACGCGGCUCUGCUCUUACCUAUCCGGUCCAUAUAUGCUUCUCUCGUUCGCUUGGCCGGCCACAGUUAGUUCACGCAGUUGAAGUUGCAAGAAGCAGCUUGUGUGCAUUCCUCUGUAGUGUGCCAUGGCUCGGCUCUACCAGCUCACCGUCCUCUCCGUCUUCUUCUUCCUGCUCCUCACCGGCCUCGUGGCUGCCGAUCCGUCUGGAGGGAAGAAGGUCGGGAAGAAGGUGAUCAUGACGGUGCGGUAUCCGGCUGCCGACUCGGGGGAGAAGGUCACGAUCUCGACGCACCUCAUCGGCGAGGGCGGGGUCGGCGACAGCCACUUCCAUCUCGACGGCGACGACUACGAACCCAUCAUUUUCGCCACGAAAAACCUUGUGUCGGCCCUGGAGAAGGUAGGAGAUCCGCAGGCCUCUCUAUCCGAGGUAACGAACAUUUUGCCCCUCCCUAUCUCAUCCGUUGUUUCAGAUUUCAGAACGCAAAUAUAAGCUUUCAGAACGCAAAUGUAAGCUACUGACCUUUGCCUAAUUGUUUCUCAGCUGUAGAAGCACGUACGUGACGUGAGUGAGCUUUCACGGGGCUCACUGCAUGCUCAGUGGUGGUUGCAUGCCCAGUCAGUGGAGAUUGGUGAUGGAGCUCCUCUUUUCUUUCGUCUCUGCGAUAAUACAUUAGGCACUUUUUAUUUUGUUGUUGUGCUCAUUCGGGGAGCGUAUCGGGUGGCCUACUAUUUAGGCUAUGUAUCUUGGAUUCCGUCAUCUAUUUGUUUUUCUUCUGCUCAAUUUUCGUCAAGUCGAGGAUCUCUAUUGUGCUUUAGUAUUAACAGAUUAAAUAGAGCAUAGCUGCACAAAUAUAAUCAAAUACAGAUGGGAAGGAUAUAAAAAAUGUAAGAAACAAAGAGGGAUACAAGUGAGGAACUGAUUGAGAUAGAAAACAGGGGGAUACAUUAGCUUGUUUUGAAAAGAAGGAUUUUAUUGAACAAAGUAGCACCAAAGUACGUAGUUCAAUACAAGUUCUCAAGCAAAGCUGAAUAAAAUGAAA